AUGACAAGGAAGAAGGUGAAGUUGGCAUACAUCACCAACGACUCGGCCAGGAAGGCGACCUUCAAGAAGAGGAAGAAGGGGCUGAUGAAGAAGGUGAGCGAGCUGAGCACCCUGUGCGGGAUCGACGCCUGCGCCAUCAUAUACAGCCCCUACGACUCCCAGCCGGAGGUCUGGCCCUCCCCCGCGGGCGCCCACCGCGUCCUCUCCAAGUUCCGCAAGAUGCCGGAGAUGGAGCAGAGCAAGAAGAUGGUGAACCAGGAGAGCUUCCUUCGCCAGCGCAUCUCCAAGGCCCGCGACCAGCUCAAGAAACAGCUCAAGGAGAACCGCGAAAAGGAAGUCGCCAACCUCAUGUACCGCGCUCUCGCCGGCCAAGCCUCUCUCCACGCCCUCUCCCUUCCCGACCUCCACGACCUCGGCUGGCUCGUCGACCAUUACCUCAAGGACAUCCACCGCCGCAUGGACUCUUUUGGUUUGGCCGUCGGUAGUGGUAGCAGCGGCGGGAGUACUGGUGGUGCUGGAGAGAGUAACCAUCAGCACCACCUGCAGCCGGCUUCGGCCGUGGGGCUGGAGGUUGGGAAUAUGGGGGCGGAGGCGAUGCAGAGUCACCGGUGGCUGAUGGAGCUGCUCAACUCAUCUAACGUGAACGUGGAUCAGAGUAUUAACAGCAUAGGAGGGUUUGGAGGAGGCGGCGGCUCGGCGGCGACGGGAGGAGCAGGGGAGGAUAUGAAUAUGAUGCUUCCGUUGAUUGGGGAUGCUACCAACAACUACCACAGCAUGUUAACGACGUUAAUUCUCACCUUAAGGCCACGUGGCAGCUUCUACGCAUGUCGCGUGUCAGUGGCUGGACGCGGGUCGGAAUGUGGGUCAGGUCGGGUGGACGGAGCAGGUUAUGGGUCGCUAAGCCGGGUUGCGAAUCAAGUUCCUAAGUUUGAUCUGGAGGCCGGGUCAGAUUUUGCAAACCGAGCAAGGAAGACGCUUGCGGGGCAUGUGGAGCUCGUGUCGCCGGCUGCCGGAGUCUACGUCGGCGCUUAUGGCACGUGGAAAAGGCGCUGA
Molecule: messenger RNA, 1053 nt
Organism: Malania oleifera
Lineage: Eukaryota; Viridiplantae; Streptophyta; Magnoliopsida; Santalales; Ximeniaceae
Product: agamous-like MADS-box protein AGL86
Exons: 2
Coding region: 1-1053 (350 amino acids)
Biological process (GO): positive regulation of transcription by RNA polymerase II
Molecular function (GO): DNA-binding transcription factor activity, RNA polymerase II-specific; RNA polymerase II cis-regulatory region sequence-specific DNA binding; protein dimerization activity
Source: RefSeq, a predicted model, not a curated record